Messenger RNA from Ceutorhynchus assimilis (cabbage seed weevil), 1813 nucleotides. The record is from the annotation of a GenBank genome assembly. Lineage: Eukaryota; Metazoa; Arthropoda; Insecta; Coleoptera; Curculionidae.
CAAAAAUCGAUUCGCGCGUGUCAAAUCAUUACCCAGUCAUUUUUCAUGUAACAAAAUUCCCAGUGUCGAUUCUUCAACAUGACCACCGAAAAUACCAACAAAGAUCUAUCGAAUACAGUCAACAGGCAACUAUUGGAAAAUCAGUCGUUUUUGUACGCGGAAAAUCAAAAGCUGCAGCAAAAUGUAACGCACUUGUCCAAGCAUUUGGAAGAGUUGCGCCAGAGUACCAUGGACCCGAAAAUAAUGGAUCAUUUAGUCAAAGAGAAGAACCAUUUAUUUUCGUUGAACGAAACUUUAAAACGGAAAAUUCAUCUAAUGAAAUCGGUCGUGCCGGGAUUGAGUGCAGAAGAUAUUGAAAAACAAAAACGCGAAAAACAGGAAAUAACGAAAUCGAUCGAAGAACUUGAUGUGAUUUUGAGAAAAAUUAACGACAGGCCCGAAACUUUUGAUUUAAAAUUGCCUAAAGAAAGUGUCGUAGGAGAAUUGUGUCGAACUUUGACUGACAGAUUAGAUGACGAACAACUAAGAUCAGAUCAAGCGAUUGAAACUAUAAGAAGACUCAGAGAUGACGAUGAAAAAUUAAUUUUAAAAGAUAAAGUUGCCGACAUGAAACAUCUUAUUACUGACCUAGAGGUAGAUAAUACUAAAUUGAAAUUUGAAGUUGAACAAAUGACCGAAGAAGUAGAAAGGCAUAAGAACGAUGCUGAUGAAUCAUUUAAAGCCUUGACAAGCCUAAAAAAAGAAAAAUAUUCUCUCGAAGACCAAAUGGAUGAGCUGAAACAAAAAAUCUCAGAUUUGGAAAAUGAAAAACUAGAACUAAAAAAAGACAUGAUUGAAGAACUAACUGAAGCAAAUAGAGCUAAAAGAGUUUCAGCCGAUACCGAAAUGGCGCUGCAGCACAUUUCCGAAGCGUACGAAAAUAAACGAAGAGAAGUCGCUAAAAUUCAAAAACAAUUAGAAGAAGCCAACGGUAUUAUUUAUGCUUUCAGAGAACAAUUUGAUAAACCCAUAAAAUAAAUAAAAGUCUUAAAAAUGCAUUCAUUUAGGUACAAUUUACUUUUUGGGGGGCGACAAAAAUUACAACUAAAUAUAUAAAAUAAUAACUAAAAUACAUAAAAGAGAAAGAAAAGGUAUAUAAAGAAAAAAAAAACAUACAUACUAAAACUACCAUCAGUAUUAUGAAUAUAACAAAAAUAUGGCUUAGAACAAUUUGAAGUUUUGUUUAAGAUUAACAGUGUAAACCUACUCAUAAAUUGGAUGGUGGCUCUUAUCCAAUUUGGUUUACAUUUUACUCCUUCGAAUCAAAAUAAUUAUUUGUUUUUUUCGUAAGAGUAACCAAAAUGCUUUAAACCUGUCAAGUAUUACCAAUUUCAUGUCAAUUCUCAAUUUAACUGAACUAUCGAGCACGUUUACAUCGCAUGCGUUCGAGUCGCUUAUUACAAAAAGCUAUAAAAAAUAAAUAAUCCAUUUCCAAACAAAAUUUCAUUCGUCCUCGCCUUCAGGUAUAGUAGGAGGUAUAAAAAUGGGCCCGCUUUGAUUUGGCAGGGCCACAAAAUUUCGAUUUCCGCUAGCUCCACUAUCCGCUGCCUUGUUGUGAGUUUCAGCAUCUUCAAAAUCCUCUUCUUCUAUGGAAGAAUUCUGAUCGAAAUGUCGUUCUAGUUGCAUUAAACGCAUCUGAAAGUAGCGUUUUUCUUCGUUGAUGCACGCGAGAUCUUUUUCUUGUUCAGCUAUCACUUGUCUGAGGUCUGAGAUUAUCGUAAGAUCUUCCUGACGCGAUUCGCGACGUUCGUAACGUUGACGAACCUCCUCGAAU